GUUAUUGACGAUUGUGUAGAUUUUUUUCCCUGUUAAAAUGAAAAGAUUCCGCGUAUUUGUAUAUGUAAGCGUUGUUUAAACGACUACCCUGUGUCUUAAAUGGCGUUUCGUGCCUCAUGUUAAUCUCGGAUAUUAUCUUAGUGUAGCUUUGAAACGGGAAGAUUUCCUUGACUCAGUUCAAACCAUACCUCCCGGGCUCUUCACGAGUUUGCAGUUCACACCACGACUCAGAGAAAGAUUGAAUGAAGACGGUAGCAGUAUUAGGAGGGGGUAUUGGGGGGCUUGCAGCAUCUUACUACCUUACCAAGAGUGCUCAGGUUACCAAGGUGGUUGUGUUGGAGUCCAGCAGUCGGUAUGGUGGUUGGUUGUGUACUACCAGGAGGUCAGAUGGGGCAGUGUUUGAACAUGGACCCAGAGGGAUACGACCUGCUGGGACAGUAGGAUACAAUACGCUUAAUAUGGUGGAGGAUUUGGGUCUGGAGAGGGAAAUUCUACCAGUCACCUACAGUCAUGUUGCUUCUAAGAACAGAUAUCUGUUUGUCAAAGGAAAACUUCACAAGAUGCCUUCAGGAAUAAGUGGCGCUAUCCGCACAGUCCCUCCCUUCUCUCGGCCCCUUCUGCUGAGUGCUGCCAUGGAGAUGCUGGUGAAGAAAAGCAAGAAGGAUGAUGAGUCUGUCUAUUCCUUUGUUUCCAGGCGGCUGGGGAAAGAGCUGGCAGACAUAGCAAUGGACGGUUUAUGCCGUGGUGUGUUUGCGGGGGACUGCAGAAAGUUGAGCAUGCGGUCUUGUUUUCCUCCCCUCUACAAUGCAGAACAGAACAGUGGUUCCAUUGUGCUGGGUAUGCUCCUAGGAUCAGGUACCAGUCAUGUGGUUCGCCCUGGUCCUCUGGCCCAGAAAUCAAGGAAUCAGUCAUGGGCCCAGUGGUCUCUGCGCAAGGGGAUGGAGUCUCUCCCAGAGGCAAUCGUUGAUUGGCUAACACAAAGUGAGAAGGUCCAUCUUCACAGGCAUGCUACUGUCAAGCAGCUCCAUCUUUCUGGUGCAGACUGGGAGAUCCAGUUGGAAGAUGGAACCAUAACAGCUGACCACAUCGUCUCUGCCAUGCCCGCUAAAGCCCUCGCGUCUGUCCUCCCUCACUCCCUUCAGCCCCUCAUCCAACUGCUCCAGGAUGUUUCCUCGGUAACGGUUGCCGUGGUAAACCUCGAGUACAAGGGUUCCAUCCUGCCUAUCGCGGGUUUUGGUCAUUUGGUUCCAUCAUCGGAGGAUCGAGGUCUGCUUGGAGUUGUCUAUGACUCUGUCCCCUUUCCUCAGCACGACAGUCCUAUUGGAGUCACAACUAGACUGACGGUGAUGAUGGGUGGAGCCUGGUUUGAGGAAGUUUUUGGGGACCCAGAGGAAGUUUCACAGGAGUACCUUCUAGCAGCUGCCUCCAGGGCAAUCUCCAGCCACCUUGGAAUUAACAUUGCACCCACUUGGAGUAAAGUGACUGUCCAAAGGGACUGUAUACCUCAGUAUUAUCUGGGACACUGGGAAAGAGUAGAGUCCAUGCGUAGCUACAUAAGACAGAGGCUCCUCCCCUUGUCGCUGGCUGGCUCCUCCUAUGAUGGUGUCUCCGUAAAUGAUGUAAUCUUCAGUGGACGCUCUGCUGUGGAAGGGCUACAAAGAAGUGCAGUCUCAUAAAACUGACCACUGUGUGAGCUGUUAUACUGAGCGACAGGCCUGGGCCCUUCAGCAUCUCAACACGGCAUGGACACAGCAGUAACACUUCAUUAACAAACAGAUUUAACUUUGUAAAGCUGGUGGGACAAAAAUAAAUACUGAUGAAAGUAAUAUAUGAAAAAAAGUGUCACAAAAAAUGAUUUUGGUGAUAACUUUGUGAGAUUAUACACAUGGUCAGACUUAUAUUUCAAUCAAACACCUUUACCGCAUUGAAAAUCUCUUCAAAAUAAAUGACUUUGAAAUAUUGCA
Lampris incognitus (smalleye Pacific opah) is the source of this 1964-nucleotide messenger RNA. RefSeq names its product protoporphyrinogen oxidase (gene ppox). NCBI's taxonomy places the organism in Eukaryota, Metazoa, Chordata, Actinopteri, Lampriformes, Lampridae. The transcript is spliced from 13 exons. The record is from RefSeq and is a predicted model, not a curated record. The coding region runs from base 243 to 1676 and encodes 477 amino acids. Gene Ontology annotation, molecular function: protoporphyrinogen oxidase activity, oxygen as acceptor. Gene Ontology annotation, cellular component: mitochondrial inner membrane. Gene Ontology annotation, biological process: heme biosynthetic process.